Messenger RNA from Colletotrichum destructivum, 1894 nucleotides. Its product is annotated as Putative chaperonin TCP-1, chaperonin Cpn60/GroEL/TCP-1 family, groEL-like apical domain superfamily. NCBI's taxonomy places the organism in Eukaryota, Fungi, Ascomycota, Sordariomycetes, Glomerellales, Glomerellaceae. Gene Ontology annotation, molecular function: ATP binding; ATP-dependent protein folding chaperone; ATP hydrolysis activity. The coding region runs from base 1 to 1797 and encodes 598 amino acids. The transcript is spliced from 7 exons. Gene Ontology annotation, cellular component: chaperonin-containing T-complex. The record is from RefSeq and is a predicted model, not a curated record. Gene Ontology annotation, biological process: protein folding.
AUGACGCACGGAUCACAGCCGCUGAAAAAAGUCACCACCACAGUCCCGCAUCUGAAGCUCCCGGGCCAGGUCAACCUCGAGAACACUCCACGUCUGGUCGCUAAUCCAAUAACCUUACCGACCGAUACCCCCUCACGAACCUCUCGACGACCACUAGCCAAAAUGUCUGCGGCACAACUGCUCAACCCCAAGGCCGAAUCGAGGCGGCGGGGUGAAGCCCUGAAGGUCAACAUCAGUGCUGGUGAAGGCCUCCAGGAUGUCCUCAAGUCCAACCUCGGCCCUUUGGGCACCAUCAAGAUGCUUGUUGACGGCUCUGGUCAAAUCAAGCUGACAAAAGACGGAAACGUCCUCCUGCGCGAGAUGCAAAUACAAAACCCUACCGCCGUCAUGAUUGCCCGAGCUGCGACUGCACAAGACGACAUUUGUGGAGACGGCACAACAUCUGCAGUUCUGUUGAUUGGAGAGCUUCUCAAGCAGGCAGACCGAUACAUUUCGGAAGGCCUGCACCCUAGAAUCAUCACGGAUGGUUUCGAGAUUGCCAAGAACGAGUCGCUGAAGUUCCUCGACAACUUCAAGCUUGCCAAGGAGGUUGAUCGCGAGCUUCUUCUCUCCGUCGCCCGCACGUCGCUGUCCACGAAGCUCAACUCCAGCCUCGCGAGCAAGCUCACCCCCGAUAUCGUCGAUGCCGUACUUGCCAUUUACGAGGCCCCGGCCAAGCCCGACUUGCACAUGGUUGAGAUCAUGAAGAUGCAGCACCGCACCGCCUCCGACACGCAGCUGAUCAAGGGCCUCGCCCUCGACCAUGGCGCCCGCCACCCCGAUAUGCCCAAGCGUGUUGAGAACGCCUACAUCCUGACGAUGAACGUGAGCUUGGAGUACGAGAAGUCUGAGAUCAACUCUGGCUUCUUCUACUCCAGCGCGGAGCAGAGAGACAAGCUCGUGGAGAGCGAGCGCAGAUUUGUCGACGCCAAGCUCAAGAAGAUCGUUGAGCUGAAGAAGGAAGUUUGCGGAAACGACCCUAACAAGAACUUUGUCAUCGUCAACCAGAAGGGUAUCGACCCCCUGUCCCUCGACGUCCUGGCGAAGAACGGCAUUCUCGCCCUGCGUCGUGCCAAGAGAAGAAACAUGGAGAGACUGCAGCUCAUUUGCGGUGGUGUUGCACAGAACAGCGUUGACGACCUGAGCCCGGAGUCCUUGGGAUGGGCUGGCUUGGUCUACGAGCAGACUCUGGGCGAGGAGAAGUAUACCUUCAUCGAGGAGGUCAAGGACCCCAAGUCUGUCACCCUUUUGAUCAAGGGUCCCAACGCACACACCAUCACUCAGGUCACCGAUGCCGUCCGCGACGGUUUGCGCAGUGUCUACAACAUGAUUGUCGAUGGAAGUGUCGUUCCUGGUGCCGGCUCCUUCCAGGUUGCCUGUGCGGCACACCUCAAGAGCGAUGCUUUUGCCAAGACGGUGAAGGGCAAGGCCAAGUGGGGUGUUGAGGCAUUUGCCGACGCUCUGUUGAUCAUCCCGAAGACUUUGGCUGCCAAUGCUGGUCUUGACAUCCAGGAUGCUCUUGCUGCUUUGCAGGAUGAGCACGCGGAUGGUAAUGUUGUUGGUCUGGAUCUGGCAACGGGUGAGCCGAUGGACCCUGAACUCGAGGGUAUUUUCGACUCGUUCAGAGUACUCAGAAACUGCAUCGCCUCCAGCUCAAGCAUUGCAUCCAACCUGCUUCUCUGCGAUGAGCUUCUGAAGGCGAGACAGAUGGGCAGAGCAGGAGGCCCAGGCCCCGGUAUGGAUGGUCCUGAGGAGUAAUGAGUUGAUGGAUUCCCAUGUAAAAAGGUAUUGGCACGGUAGACAAAAGGUGUUGCUCUUAGACCUGUCAAAGCUGCUGAGCAAUGGAAUGAUAUCC